Anneissia japonica is the source of this 3699-nucleotide messenger RNA. Its product is annotated as tyrosine kinase receptor Cad96Ca-like. Bases 126 to 1496 code for a protein of 456 amino acids. NCBI's taxonomy places the organism in Eukaryota, Metazoa, Echinodermata, Crinoidea, Comatulida, Comatulidae. Gene Ontology annotation, molecular function: transmembrane receptor protein tyrosine kinase activity; ATP binding. The record is from RefSeq and is a predicted model, not a curated record. The transcript has 16 exons. Gene Ontology annotation, biological process: multicellular organism development; positive regulation of kinase activity; protein phosphorylation. Gene Ontology annotation, cellular component: signaling receptor complex.
GUCUUCCUUUGGAAAUCGUCAUCGUGAUAUGUGUCGCUUGCUUUGUCUUGGUGAUAACUCUGGCUGUGGUAGUGGUAUGCUGUAGAAAAAAGAUAAGCGUUAAAGAAGUUGAAGCCCCAAUUACAAUGGAUACGGUCACAAGUAAUCAAGGAUAUUCACAAGAAGAAAUUACAGAAGAUGAAGAAAAUUCACAACCACAUAGGUCAAUUGAUCUAAGAAAAGAUUCGAAGUCUAACCAAAGUGUUGCAGAUUCGGACCAUCCACUGAUAAAAUGUAAUCUCCCAAGUAUUGAUUCCUUUUUCUUCCCGACUCCGAGUAAACCGCUUCCUGAUCAAGAAGACCGCCUUCCUCAGGAAUUCCUAAAUGCAUUCAUGAAAAAAUACUUGGAAUUUGUGAAUGAAUGGAAUGUAUCGACAUCUAAAGACAAAACCGCACCCUAUGUAUAUUCAAAAUCCGAAAAAGCAACAUCGAGUAAGACAAGCCGAACUCGACCACCAAAAUCCAGGAUCAGCAUAAAACGGCGUCAAAACAAAGGAGUAUCAGCAGUAUAUGUCAACCAGUGGGAUUCCUCUAUGGAACUAAAGAGAGAGAAAAUAACAUUUUUCGAGAAAGUAGGGGAAGGUCAAUUUGGAGAGGUUCACAAGGCUUCGAUUAAACUUGAACAAACGACAAUGACGGUGGCAGUGAAACAAUUGAAAACUGGUAGCAGCAUCGACGACCGUAACAACUUUUUGAGAGAGCUUGCCACUCAUGCGCUUCUCGAAGACCAUCCGAAUGUAAUCAAACUCAUUGGGUGCUGCAUUGAGAAAGAACCAAUAUUAGUAGUUUUUGAAUAUAUGUCUAAGGGAAACCUACUGGAAUUCCUAAAGAACUCACCUGAGAACGUCGCCAGCGCCCUCAACUACGUUGUCACGUUUGGACAUCAUGUUGCCAAGGGAAUGGAAUUCCUUGCAGCAACGGAGAUAAUUCACAGAGACUUAGCAGCAAGAAAUAUUCUCAUCAACGAAGCUGGAAUGUGUAAAGUAGCUGACUUUGGGUUUGCAAAGGAUGUAUUUGGAGUUAGAAAGUACACAAAGAAAUUACAGACAGCUCCCCUUCGGUGGAUGGCGCCUGAAUCAUUGGUAGAUGGUGUGUUUAGCACUCAAAGUGAUGUUUGGAGUUUCGGUGUUCUGCUCUGGGAAAUCGUAACUCUCGGGCGUGAGGUUCCAUAUUACAACAUACGAAGCAAUGAGAUCAAGAAAAAAAUUAAAGACGGAGUUAGACUUCGGAAACCAGGUCAUUGUCCAACAGAUCUAUAUGAAAUAAUGAGCAAUUGUUGGAAAGCAGAUCCGGAAGAGAGACUAACAUUUCAGCGAUUAUGUCAGGAAUUUGAAGUUUUGAACCGGUUAGGACAAUACACACCAGAGUCGAGUACUACACAGGCCCGUAAGUCUAGUGGGUUUUAUAGACUGUACAACAGGAUAACCCGACAACUUUCGGGCAAUAGUGCUGUAUAAUAAGCUCAUUGCAUUGGUGGAUAUCAAAAUACUCGAUGUGUCAAUAAAUUGUUGAGGUACCGGUACUCUAUGUGAUGCCGAGAAGGUGAAAUGUAAUCGCUGCUGAGCCUGAAAACUUCAAGCUUAACUCCCAAAAAUAAUGUUGGGUGUUGACAAACGUUUGAAUCUAACAAGUUCUCGUAAUCUCGAAAGAUCCGAUGAGGGCAAUUUAAUAGAGGCAGUAGAGUAUAUUGGCCCUAACGGCCGCCCAUACAACCAAAUUAUAUUAAUCAAUCAGCCGAGUGUUUCUAGAUCUUCUCAUCGGAGCUAAAAAAAAAAAAAAAAAAAAAAAAAAAAAAAAAAAAAAAACUUUUAUUAGGCUGCAUCUAAGGUUAAUGUUUGUAUUCGUAUGUGUCCGCCAUGUUGUAGUUAAGUCGGGUGGCGCUGCACUACGGCUGCCGUCCAUGGGUCCCCAGCAAAUAUUGAUGGUAAUUGAUUACCAUAAGCUAUAGUUCUGUUCUAUGUCUUAAAUUCAAAUGAACACAGAAUACUAUUUACAGAAAUUGUAGUAUUUUAGUAUGCUUUUGAAAAUUUGACUACACAGAACAAACAAUUCAAAAUAUCAAUAUAAUUAUAUAUUUGGGUAUAGGUUAAUUUUUUAACAAUUAUGAGUAAUCUGUAUAAAUGUGUAUUUAACUUAUUGUAUUGUAUAAUGUCGAUUGAGACUUACUAAAAUUGUACAAACUGUUUAUGUAAAAACAAAAUCAAUCGAACUUUCAUCAGCCAUUCAAUUUCUUAAGUUUGCACAAACAUGUAAAGCUCGUAGUAGUGCUGGAAGGCAUAGAUCAAAUAUUCUCUCCAUCACAAAAAGUAGCCAUAAUCUAAAAUUGAAGAAAAAUAAGAGCCUAAUACAAAUUGCGUCAAAUAAGCAAUGCUGAAUCCAGAGAUUUUAAAUAGUCGACAUUGAGAUUUUUUUGUUUUUGUUUUGUUGUUGUUUGUGCUGCAACUGAUUGGCAACUGUUUUUCGUUUCCUCUUGUAUCAUUGAUCAGAAAUAUAUCCUGUUGGCUAGCCGUCGAGUCGUGGGAGCACUUCAAUUUCAAAUAAUUAACUUGAAUCAAAUUGAAGUUUAACAAUCAAAAUCGAAACACAAAAAUAAAUAAAAUAUUCAAUAUACAUCUCAAUAAUUUAAAGAAAAGUCGAUGCAAAAUUUAAAGUAAAGCAGAUGCAACUUUCACAAUUUCCAUCCACUCUUGUCUGUUUUCGGUUGACUUUCCAGCUUAUACGGCACCUAUCUUUGUUCAUUCAGUGUUGUUUAUCCAGUUUUUCCUUGGUCUUACUCGCUUCCGCUUGCCAUUUUAAGGCCGUUUUCCACUAGGCGAAUUUGUUCGCGCGAAUCGAAAAUUUGUACCCGUACGCAUGCGCUUUUGAGAAUCUCGUGAUGAAAAAUAAACUGCACAUGCGUACAGGCGAAAAUUUUCGAUUCGCGCGAAUAAAUUCGUCUAGUGGAAAACGGCCUUUACAAAGCUCUGCAAGAUUGAACUUCUUGAAGUGCCACUUUGCUUGUGGAUAUGUUCAAACUAUUUCAGUUUGAAUUUUUGAAAACCAGUAGAGUAAUAAAAUUAAUAGUAUUUUACAAUCUUUACACAAUACCCGGAUUAUGUAUAUUGUCCCAUGAUAGAAGCCUAUCAAAUGACACGAAGUUAAAAAGCUUUCAAGGCAAGAUGAGUAGGCCUAUAAUUCAUGUUGUAUGUUAAUUUUCAAAAUUAAUAAAGAACAUGCACAAUCGUAUCUAUACAAUUUAGUUAAAGUCCAAUAAAAUAGAUAAUGAAAUAAUGUUGUAUUAUUUAUAGGGCUAUUCAAAAUACGUUUUUAAGUUGUAUUAAUAUUUAUAUUACCACAAUCGUUUAUAUGUAAAAGCGAAAUUGUUUAAUGUUUGUAUAGGCUUAUAUUGCCUCUUUACUAAAUAAUGUAAGAGCAUGGACCUAUGGUAAGAGUACAUAAUGAACGAAUAUAAAAUCUGUAUAUAACUAAUAAUUUGGAUUUACUGAUUCAGACAUGAAUAUAGCUGCGAUAAUUCCCGUCAGGCCUAUUGUAUUAAUUUUUUUACUAUUUUGAGUGUUUCACCUUGAUUACGUAUGCUGGAUAUACUGUUAUAAUUACACCCGCCUCUUGAUCAUGAUUAUUUUUAUAAAGCGUUAUUUUACAGUAAAUGCACAAAUUGGA